AUGAGCACGGAAAGGGACUCAGAGACGACCUUCGACGAGGACUCGCAGCCCAAUGAUGAGGUGGUUCCUUACAGCGAUGAUGAAACCGAAGACGAGCUGGAGGACCAAGGGCCCGGGGUGGAACCGGAACAGAAUCGCGUCAACCGGGAAGCGGAGGAGAGCAGGGAGCCCUUCAGGAAAGACUGUACGUGGCAAGUCAAAGCGAACGAUCGAAGCUUCCACGAACAACCUCACUUCAUGAACACGAAGUUCCUUUGUAUUAAGGAAAGCAAAUAUGCGAAUAAUGCAAUUAAAACUUACAAGUACAAUGCGUUUACCUUUCUGCCCAUGAAUCUGUUUGAGCAGUUUAAGCGAGCAGCCAACUUCUAUUUCCUGGUCCUGCUUAUCUUGCAGGCGAUCCCUCAGAUCAGCACGCUGGCCUGGUACACCACCUUCGUGCCCCUGCUCUUGGUGCUUGGCAUCACCGCCAUCAAAGACCUGGUGGACGACGUGGCUCGUCAUAAAAUGGACAGGGAGAUAAACAACAGGACAUGUGAAGUCAUCAAGGACGGCAGAUUCAAAGUCACCAAGUGGAAAGAGGUUCAAGUUGGAGAUGUCAUUCGUCUGAAAAAGAAUGAUUUCAUUCCAGCGGACAUUCUGCUGCUCUCCAGCUCUGAACCCCACAGCCUCUGCUAUGUGGAAACUGCUGAGCUAGACGGAGAAACCAAUUUGAAGUUCAAAAUGGCACUUGAAGUAACAGAUCAGGCUCUCCAAAAAGAAAAUGCCUUGGCAAAAUUUGAUGGUUUUAUUGAAUGUGAAGAACCCAAUAACAGAUUGGACAAAUUCACGGGGACACUCUUCUGGAGGAACACGAGUUUUCCUUUAGAUGCUGAUAAAAUUUUGCUGCGUGGCUGCGUGAUCAGGAACACUGAUUUCUGCCACGGGUUGGUCAUUUUCGCAGGAGCUGACACAAAAAUAAUGAAGAACAGUGGGAAGACGAGGUUUAAAAGAACAAAGAUUGACUACCUGAUGAACUACAUGGUCUACACGAUCAUUAUUGUUCUGAUCCUUCUCUCCGCUGGUCUGGCCAUUGGCCACGCCUACUGGGAAGCACAAGUGGGCAAUUACUCUUGGUACCUCUAUGAUGGAGAAGACUAUUCGCCCUCCUACCGUGGAUUCCUCACUUUCUGGGGUUACAUCAUCGUGCUUAACACCAUGGUACCCAUCUCACUCUAUGUCAGUGUGGAAGUGAUUCGUCUUAUGCAGAGCUAUUUCAUCAACUGGGACCUUCAGAUGUACUAUGUGGAGAAGGACACGCCCGCAAAGGCCCGGACGACCACGCUGAACGAGCAGCUGGGGCAGAUCCACUAUGUUUUCUCUGACAAGACGGGGACGCUGACUCAAAACAUCAUGACUUUUAAAAAGUGCUGCAUCAAUGGGCAGAUAUACGGAGACCACCGGGACGCCUCCCAGCACAACCACAACAAAAUAGAGCCCGUGGAUUUUAGCUGGAACACAUACACUGACGGGAAGCUUGUGUUCUACGACCAUUAUCUCAUUGAGCAAAUCCAGUCAGGGAAGGAGUCUGAAGUGCGUCAGUUCUUUUUCUUGCUCGCGGUGUGCCACACGGUCAUGGUGGAAAGACAGGAGGGUCAGCUCAACUAUCAGGCAGCCUCGCCCGAUGAAGGUGCUCUGGUCAGCGCCGCCAGGAACUUUGGCUUCGUCUUCCUCUCAAGGACCCAGAACACCAUCACUGUUAGUGAGAUGGGCACCCAGAGGACCUACAACGUUCUUGCCAUCUUGGACUUCAAUAGUGACCGGAAGCGGAUGUCUAUCAUUGUAAGAACUCCAGAAGGCAAUAUCAGGCUUUAUUGUAAAGGAGCUGACACCGUCAUUUAUGAAAGGUUACAUCAGAUGAAUCCUUCAAAGCAAGAGACACAGGAUGCCCUGGAUAUCUUUGCAAGCGAGACUCUCAGGACCCUGUGCCUUUGCUACAAGGAAAUUGAAGAAAAGGAAUUUGCAGAAUGGAAUAAAAAGUUCAUGGCUGCAAGUGUGGCCUCAACCAACCGGGACGAAGCUCUCGAUAAAGUGUAUGAGGAGAUUGAAAAAGACCUGAUUCUAUUGGGAGCUACAGCUAUUGAAGACAAGCUUCAGGAUGGAGUCCCAGAGACCAUCUCCAAACUGGCGAAAGCAGACAUUAAGAUCUGGGUACUUACAGGAGACAAAAAGGAAACUGCUGAGAAUAUAGGAUUUGCCUGUGAACUUCUCACAGAAGACACCACCAUCUGCUACGGGGAAGAUAUCAAUUCCCUUCUUCACGCAAGGAUGGAAAACCAGAGGAACAGAAGCGGAGUCUACGCAAAGUUUAUACCCCCAGUGCAAGAACCCUUUUUCCCUCCUGGGGAAAACCGUGCCUUAAUCAUCACUGGUUCUUGGUUGAAUGAAAUCCUUCUAGAGAAAAAGACCAAGAGAAGUAAGAUUCUGAAACUGAAGUUCCCGAGGACAGAAGAGGAAAGAAGGAUGCGGACUCAGAGCAAAAGGCGGCUCGAGGCCAAGAAGGAGCAGCGGCAGAAGAACUUCGUGGACCUGGCCUGCGAGUGCAGGGCAGUCAUUUGCUGCCGGGUCACGCCCAAGCAGAAGGCCAUGGUGGUGGACCUGGUCAAGAGGUACAAGAAGGCCAUUACGCUGGCGAUUGGAGACGGGGCCAAUGACGUCAAUAUGAUCAAAACUGCCCACAUUGGUGUUGGAAUAAGCGGACAAGAAGGCAUGCAGGCCGUCAUGUCAAGUGACUUCUCCUUUGCCCAGUUCCGCUACCUGCAGAGGUUGCUGCUGGUGCAUGGCCGGUGGUCCUACAUCAGGAUGUGCAAGUUCCUGCGAUACUUCUUCUAUAAAAACUUUGCGUUCACUUUGGUUCACUUCUGGUACUCCUUCUUCAACGGCUACUCGGCACAGACGGCUUACGAGGACUGGUUCAUCACCCUCUACAACGUGCUCUACUCCAGCCUGCCUGUCCUCCUUAUGGGCCUGCUCGACCAGGAUGUCAGCGACAAACUCAGCCUCCGAUUCCCCAGGCUCUACGUGGUGGGACAGAGGGACCUCCUCUUUAACUACAGAAAGUUCUUCGUGAGCUUGUUGCACGGGGUCUUAACGUCACUCAUCCUCUUCUUCAUCCCUUUUGGAGCUUUUCUGCAAACCAUGGGGCAGGACGGUGAGGCCCCUUCGGACUACCAGUCCUUCGCCGUCACGGUUGCCUCUGCUCUUAUCGUAACGGUGAAUUUCCAGAUUGGCUUGGACACUUCUUACUGGACUUUUGUGAAUGCGUUUUCCAUCUUUGGGAGCAUUGCUCUUUAUUUUGGCAUCAUGUUCGACUUCCACAGUGCCGGGAUCCAUGUUCUCUUUCCAUCUGCAUUUCAAUUUACAGGCGCUGCUUCAAAUGCGCUGAGACAGCCGUAUCUCUGGCUGACCAUCAUCCUGACCGUCGCCGUGUCCUUACUGCCGGUUGUUGCCAUACGCUUCUUGUCCAUGACCAUUUGGCCGUCAGAAAGUGAUAAGAUUCAGAAGCAUCGCAAGCGGUUGAAGGCGGAGGAGCAGUGGAAGCGGAGGCCAGUGUUCCGCAGGGGCGCAUCGUCCAGGCGCUCUGCCUACGCCUUCUCGCACCAGCGUGGCUAUGCGGACCUCAUCUCAUCGGGGCGCAGCAUCCGCAAGAAGCGGUCUCCGCUGGACGCUAUCGUGGCCGAUGGGAUAGCGGAGUACCGGCGCACUGGGGACAGCUGA
Molecule: messenger RNA, 3753 nt
Organism: Elephantulus edwardii (Cape elephant shrew)
Lineage: Eukaryota; Metazoa; Chordata; Mammalia; Macroscelidea; Macroscelididae
Gene: ATP8B1
Product: ATPase, aminophospholipid transporter, class I, type 8B, member 1
Exons: 27
Coding region: 1-3753 (1250 amino acids)
Biological process (GO): Golgi organization; phospholipid translocation
Cellular component (GO): plasma membrane
Molecular function (GO): ATP hydrolysis activity; magnesium ion binding; ATP binding
Source: RefSeq, a predicted model, not a curated record